AGAGGUGGAAGGAAUAUUAUGUGGACACUACCUUUUCCUGGCAAUUCCUCGUCUUUUUUUUUUUUAUGGUCCUGGCGCCAUAUAUUCUUUCUUUUGGCAUCUCAAUUUUUAAACCAAUCAACAAAAAAUCCCCCAUUCAAACCCCCUACUAUUAUCAUCGCAUCUCUCUCUUUUCUUGCGACAAAAUUCUCCCUUUCUUUCUCAAGUUACUUCCCCGCUCAAAACAAAAAAAAAAAAAAAAAAAAAAAAAAAAACUCUGCUUUUACUGUAUUUGCCGGGAAAUUUGAGUUGAAGAAUCUCGGCAGCCGAAACCCAUAAGGAGAAGAUGGUUUCUCCUGAAAAUCCCAACUGGGUAUUUGAUUACGCCUUGCUAGAAGACAUUUCUGUCCCUGGCGGUGAUCUACCUUCUCUUGAUCCUCCAGGGGUACUCUGGUCAUCUCACUCUUUCUCCACCGGAUCCGCCACCGACGCUAAUCCUCACAGUGUGGAGUUUAAUGAUUCCUUAAGAAAUUCGGAUGGGCUUAAGGAAGCAGGGUCUCGGAAACGGGUGAGGCCGGAAUCAUGUAGCUCCUCUGGUUCCAAAGCUUGUCGAGAGAAAAUGCGGAGGGAUAGGCUCAACGAUAGGUUCCUGGAAUUGAGUUAUGUUCUGGAUCCUGGAAGGUCUCCCAAAGUAGAUAAGUCUCUUAUAUUGGUUGAGGCUGUUCGAAUGGUGAAUCAGUUACGUGAUGAAGCUCGAAAGUUGGAGGAGUUGAAUCAGGAUCUGCAGGAGAAGGUCAAUGAACUAAAGGCCGAGAAGAAUGAACUCCGGGAUGAGAAGCAGAGGCUAAAGACUGAUAAAGAGAGUCUUGAGAGGCAGGUGAAAGCCUUAGGUUCUCAGCCAGGUUUCCUUCCUCACCUUCCGGCCAUUGCAGCUCCAUUUUCUGCCCCGGCUCAAGUUGUUGGUGGCAAGCUGGUCCCAUUUGUUAGCUAUCCUGGUGUUUCCAUGUGGCAGUUCAUGCCGCCUGCUGCAGUUGAUACCUCACAGGACCACGUCCUCCGUCCACCUGUUGCUUGAGAGUUGAGAUUGCAGUCUUCAGUUUUUGCUCGGCUUAUCAUUUUCAUCAGACUUAACCUUGUUUAUAUGGAUUCCGCCAUUCAUCCUCCCUUUCAAACGUCCCCAUUUUUGGCAAAGGUUGGUAAAGAAUAUAAAGGAUAGUUACAGGCAUGUGGUGGGAAAAUUAGGAGUUUUCUCAUGGAGUAUUUGAUAAUUAAAAUUUAAGAUUUUGAUCAAAGAAAUUUGGUUAUUUCUGCUAGCA
Messenger RNA from Carica papaya (papaya), 1295 nucleotides. RefSeq names its product transcription factor bHLH115-like. Gene Ontology annotation, biological process: intracellular iron ion homeostasis; regulation of DNA-templated transcription. The record is from RefSeq and is a predicted model, not a curated record. NCBI's taxonomy places the organism in Eukaryota, Viridiplantae, Streptophyta, Magnoliopsida, Brassicales, Caricaceae. Gene Ontology annotation, molecular function: DNA-binding transcription factor activity; protein dimerization activity.